AUGUCAAAUACAAUCAACCCAAUUAUACCAGGCUUCGCGCCAGAUCCAUCUGUGGUCAAGGUUGGCGACUGGUUUUAUCUCAUCAACUCCAGUUUCCACGUUUUUCCUGGACUUCCUAUCUACGCCUCUCGAGAUCUGGUAUCAUGGCAGCAGAUCGGAAAUGCAAUCAACCGUCAGUCCCAGCUCAGUCUUGCAAAGUCGCAGGCAAAUCUCUACUUGGUGGACGAUGGCAAGUUUAUGGUCGGGAGUGGAGGCCUGUACGCGCCGACGAUCCGUCACCACCAAGGCACAUUCUAUGUCGUCUGUACCAAUGUCAUCCGGUCGCCGGGAAAGAAUAGAGAUGCGACGGAGAAUUUCAUAGUCUCGACCGAUGAUAUCUGGUCAGGCAUAUGGAGCGACCCGAUCUCCUUUGAGUUUGAUGGAAUCGACCCGAGUCUUUUGUUCGAUGAUGAUGGAAAAGUCUACCUGCAAGGGUCGGGUGGAGUAGGGCCAAGCACCACGAUCAACCUCUUCGAACUUGACCUGAAGACCGGUGCAAAAUUAUCGGAGGAGAAAGUGAUCUGGCGCGGUACCGGUGACAUUUAUCCGGAGGGACCACACCUGUAUAAGCACAACGGCUGGUACUACUUGCUCAUUGCGGAGGGCGGUACCCAUGGCGGGCAUAUGGUGACGAUGGCACGCUCUCAGGACGUCUUCGGCCGAUACGAAUCGUGUCCGGACAACCCCGUCCUCACAGCGCGUGGUACAGAAGAGUACAUCCAGUAUACCGGCCACUGUGAACUUUUCCAGGAUGAGAAGGCCCAAUGGUGGGGAGUCUGCCUUGGGGCCCGCCUGGAGCACCAAGGAAGAUGCGCUAUGGGCCGUGAGACCUUUUUGACUCGGGUAGACUGGGAUGGUGAAUGGCCCGUCAUCGAUCAAGUAAAAUCGAACCCCCGCAGCCUUUCAGCAGCCCGUUCGAGCUCACACCUCGCGGCGGAAGCCCGGGGGGACUACCUCUACAUUCGAGAUGCUGUCAUGAACAAUUACCAACUCGAGGAUAACUUAUCCGUGACAUUGACCGCGUCGUCAGUGGAUUUGUCCCAUCCGGAACUUAGCCCGACGUUCAUAGGCAAACGGCAACGGCAACUAGCCGGCACAAGCACUGUUCUUCUUAAAGGAAUCGAAGGUUCCUGGAGCGCUGCAAAGAUUGUGGCUGGGCUCGCGUGUUACAAGGAGGAGCACCGCUACACAAGGGUCUUUUACGACGCUGCUCAGCGGCAGGUGGUCCUCGAAUUGGUCAAUGCUGCUAAGAAGAUUGUUCGAACUGAGAAACACACACUCGGAGAGGUCCCUCGCUCAGUGGCUUUCCGGAUAGAGUACACAGAGGAGCAGUAUUCCCUGUUUUAUUCAGUUCAACAUAAUGUCGAAAACAACUGGAAGUGCUUGGGAACCGUUGAUGUUCUGGAUAUGACCGAUCCAGAUUUCACUGGCCCAAUCAUUGGGAUCUAUGCUGUUGGGCAGGCCGAAGGCGUAAAAGUUCAGUUUGAAGGCAUGAACGUCGAGUAA
Molecule: messenger RNA, 1545 nt
Organism: Penicillium daleae
Lineage: Eukaryota; Fungi; Ascomycota; Eurotiomycetes; Eurotiales; Aspergillaceae
Product: glycoside hydrolase family 43 protein
Exons: 2
Coding region: 1-1545 (514 amino acids)
Biological process (GO): carbohydrate metabolic process
Molecular function (GO): hydrolase activity, hydrolyzing O-glycosyl compounds
Source: RefSeq, a predicted model, not a curated record